Penaeus vannamei (Pacific white shrimp) is the source of this 2906-nucleotide messenger RNA. The record is from RefSeq and is a predicted model, not a curated record. NCBI's taxonomy places the organism in Eukaryota, Metazoa, Arthropoda, Malacostraca, Decapoda, Penaeidae.
CAAGCAUCCAGCAGGAACUCAAUACUUACCACCGGCGUUUGAGGGACACCUACCGACCUGACCUCAAGGACGAGGCCGACCUUGGGGUGCUUCCCGGUAACCCCGUCUUUCACGACCUCGAGCCUCAUUUCUUCCGUCCCCCCGGGAGCUUGGUCUUGGAGCCGGAGGACAGAGAGAAGCAUGGCAGACAAGUCAGCGUUGCCGACCUCCUCACCACACAGCUGGACGAGGAAGCGAAGGACCUCCCGCGCCGAGUCCUGGUGGUGGGUCGGCCCGAGAGCGGCAAGACUGCGCUCUUCGCCGAGCUCAUUCACCUUUGGCUCCACGACAAGGAGAAGGUUCGUGGUAUGGUUGAAUACGAAACCCUCCUAGCUAUCCAGUGUCUUGGUAUUCAACCUCCUCCCGAUGCUAACGGGAAGACGAAACUCAGCCUCUCGGAUGAGGCUCUUAAGCGUCUUCCAGCGUCCUGCGGGAAAUUCGGUGAGGAGAAGGUAAAGUGUGUCAUGAGUGAAAUGAAAGUUCUCCUGCUGGUUGACUCCCUGGACGAACUCCCUCCGGGUUGGGCCAUCGGCGAGACGUCGUUUUCGCCUUGGACGAAUGUGCGUGUGGUGGCGUUCUCCGGCCUGAAGUUCAUGCAGGAUCACGCCCACGCCAUGCGCUACGAGUGCGACAGAGACCAUCUGGUGCUUCGUCUCUGGGGCGGGAUGGCUGCCAUUCCUGUCAAGACACCUCGCGAGGCUUCUGAAUCGAUUGCCGAGCUGUCAGGCGGUCUCUCGGGCCCCCUCUUCGACGCCUACUGCCAGAGACUCUGCCAGGUGCACGGGAAAGAGUAUGCUGAGUUUAAGAAAUAUUUAAACAGAUUAAUGAUGACCUUGUCGAUGGAAAUCAGAAAGCCUUUUAACACUUACGUUGCCUUCAGCGGAUGGAAAGUGUCUAGCUCCUUCACUGCAAAGACUGUUUCGGAGUUUUAUCUUGAAUGGUUUGCAUUUUGGAGUCGAAUAUACAAGACUAAAGUGCACAAGCAAAACUCAGACGCUACAUCGAUUAUAAAAAAGAGUAGCGAUGAUAUUGGAAAACUAGCCUUCACUGCUUUUGCAGAUGCACAGAAGAAGCUACUUGUUAAAAAGGACGAACUGCUUGACUAUGAGGAAAAGAGAGCCUUCUUCGCACAUACGCUCGUCCCGCACUAUAACUCUUCCGGUGAAGUACAGACAUUUACCUUCAGGAUUGCAGCUCACCAGCUCUACUUUUCGGCCAACUAUAUCAGUAAUCAACUUAAGGCGGAUCACACUCAAGCAAAGCACUUGCUCCCGCCUGAACAAGCGAUGUACCGCCCAAUGAUCCCAAUGGUCAUGGGCUUAACAAAGGACCUCCAACACUUCAGCGAAAUCGAGGAAAACAUCGUGAGCUUAGUAGACAUGGGACAAGGCUCUGACACCACCCGCUUCGGAGACCCAAUUAUAAAUCACGUUGUGCAGGUCCUUGGCGAAAGUGGUCGGUACAACAGGAUAGAAGGCAAGUACGACAGCAUUGUGAAUAAGUUAUUGGGUACGCUGCAUGAAAAGAAUUGGUAUAUAUUAGAUGGAAACAUGCUGCCGGAGGCACUGAAAGCUCUUUGUGAGUGUGGACAUGGUUUAACCGAAAGCGGAGACAGCGCACAGGAGAAUGAAGAUGGAAAUAGUGGAGGAAAAAACCCACAGAAAUUAUCCUUUCAAAUUACAGGUCUUUUACAUGAGACUCCUGGGCUGUGCAAACUCGUUGAAGCAAUAAGUCGGUGUAACAUCAGAGUUAGCUUGCUCCUUGACGCAACUUACAAAGGAACGGACGAGCAGCCAGUGGAUGCAAUUGUCAAAGCCUUACAGGCGAAAGGUCGUGCCUCCCUCGGGAAGCUCACUGGAUUCCUCAGCGACCUCUCCAUCCUUGACAGCCAUCCGGCCACGCGACGCAUCUACGCGCUCAGCCUCCGUAUCCGAGAAAACAAACAGUAUGAAGCGCUUCACAUGCUGGCGAAGAGGAGCAACAAGCUCACACGCAUCGCCCUCCGCAUCCCCAUUUCUGAGAUCAAAGUGAAGAAGCUCAAGGAGAUCCCCAUCUGCAUCAGCCACCUGAGCGUGUACAUCGAGGGCGUGAGCGACGAGACGCUGGGCAUGGCCAUCGGGGCGUGGAGGGCCAUACGGGGAACUACAUCGAGGAAGGAGCAGGAGUACCUUCGCUUCUGGGCCGUCAAGGGCAAACGUCUGUCCGCCUCUGACGUCAUCCAGGUGAUCGAGGCCGACCUCCCGGCGAAGCGCAUAGAAGUGCCUCUUCAUCAGCCCGUGAGCGACUACGACCAGAUCAGAAUCCAGGAGAAACUGAACACCGUUAAAGGAGUCGAAUUCAUCGUCAUGCUGCUGGGUUCGAGGCAACAUCCUCGCAAAGACUUGACAUCAUUGAAGAAGGAAGUGUAGUUCGGGGAUAGAAAGAAUGAGAAAGAUGUAAAGAGAUAGCAAGACAUUACAAAAUGCAUAUGAAAUUCACUUAGUAUUGCGUGAUAUUUGUUUCAACUGCUUCGGAUCAGCAUUAAGUAAUUGACAAUUAGAAAAUAAUUCGGACUGUUCUAGAAAACAAAAUCAUGCCUCUAAUUCAAGGUAAUAGUUUACACCAUUGCAGAAUGGUCCUCGAGCAUACGUUAACAAUGUUCCGUAUAUUAUUUGCUGAUUGUUGAGAAAUACUUCCGUAUGACUCUACGAUGUCUUUUACCAAUUUGGUUUGUAUUUUUUCUAUGAGUAACAUCAUUUCGUUGUUACUGUAUAUUGAUUUCAUACAAUACUUGGUAACAAGCAAUAAUUACUGCUAUGUUUUUUUCUUCUUUUUUUGAUAAGUCAUCCUUCGUCAUAAAAAAAACAGACAGAUAUGCAUGGCACACA